AUGGCAUCAAGAGCAACAUCCGUUUUCCUCCUCUCCUUUACGCUAUCUUGUGCAGUCAUGUUGCUUGUAGCGAAUGUAUCAAAUGCAGAGAGACCUCUCAAUUUGCCACCAUUAUGCGGAUCGAAAAGUGAUUGCGAAUUCAUAUGGUGUCCUCAUGGAAAAGGAGGAAAAGGAGAGUGUAUAGGGUGGCCGUGUGACACAACGGAAUAUUGUAUGAAGAUAACACAUCAAGUGUUCUUGAACUACCGAGGAGACCAACUGCGUUACAACUUCGUAAGCCACCUCAUUGAUGCCUUCGAGAGACACGGGAUCAGCAUCUUCGUAGACAAAUACGAGAUGAGGGGUAAAGACCUCAAAAAUCUCUUUGUUAGGCUUAAGGAGUCUAGGAUCGCACUGGCCAUCUUCUCUACCAGGUAUGCGGAGUCGAGCUGGUGUAUGGAUGAGUUAGUGAAGAUGAAGAAAUUUGCGGAUAAAGAAAAGCUGCAAGUCAUUCCAAUCUUUUACAAGGUGAGAGCAAGAGACGUGAGAAGACAGACGGGUGAGUUUGGUGACAACUUCUGGAAGCUCGCGAGAGCUUCUAGUGGAGAUGAGAUCAAGAAUUGGAAGGAAGACAAGAUGGGUUUGUCGCUCAAAGACAUGAGCUCUGAAGCCGAUUUUGUCAAGGAAAUUGCUAAGGAGGUUAUGAGAGUUAUAACAGCAAUUGGACUCGAGGAAGAAGAAAAACAUCUAGGGGGAAAAAAGAGAAAGGAUUGCAAUCGCCUAUGUCAGCUUCCUGAUUACAAGAGGGCCAAAACCCAAAAAGUUGUGACGCAAAUUAAUUUUUCCGUAUUUUGA
Eutrema salsugineum is the source of this 834-nucleotide messenger RNA. Its product is annotated as TIR domain-containing protein. Gene Ontology annotation, biological process: signal transduction. The transcript has 5 exons. The record is from RefSeq and is a predicted model, not a curated record. NCBI's taxonomy places the organism in Eukaryota, Viridiplantae, Streptophyta, Magnoliopsida, Brassicales, Brassicaceae. Bases 1 to 834 code for a protein of 277 amino acids.